Musca vetustissima is the source of this 1255-nucleotide messenger RNA. It is a transcript of the gene Rbm13, whose product is annotated as protein MAK16 homolog. Gene Ontology annotation, cellular component: preribosome, large subunit precursor; nucleolus. The record is from RefSeq and is a predicted model, not a curated record. Lineage: Eukaryota; Metazoa; Arthropoda; Insecta; Diptera; Muscidae. Bases 5 to 1036 code for a protein of 343 amino acids. The transcript is spliced from 5 exons. Gene Ontology annotation, biological process: maturation of LSU-rRNA; maturation of 5.8S rRNA.
CAAAAUGCAACACGAUGAUGUUGUUUGGAGCAUCAUCAACAAAUCGUUCUGCUCACACAAAGUCAAAACCGAUACACGUACAUUCUGUCGUCAUGAAUACAAUUUAACAGGUCUGUGUACUCGUCGUACAUGUCCCUUGGCCAAUUCCCAAUAUGCCACAGUCCGCGAGGAGAAAGGUAUCAUAUAUUUGUAUAUGAAGACCGCCGAAAGAGCCCACAUGCCCAACAAAUUAUGGGAACGUGUUAAGCUGUCACGAAACUUUGAAAAGGCCAUUCAGCAAAUCAAUGAAAAUCUAGUAUUUUGGCCAAAAUAUAUGAUUGCGAAAAAUAAGCAAAGAUUUUUGAAAAUCACACAAUAUCUAAUACGUAUGCGUAAAUUGAAAUUGAGACGACAGAAAUUGAUUGUGCCACUGUCACGUAAGAUUGAACGUCGUGAAUCACGACGCGAACAAAAGGCUUUGAUAGCGGCCAAGAUUGAAAAUCACAUUGAAAAGGAAUUGAUGGAACGUUUGAAACGUGGCACCUAUAAGGAUAUUUAUAAUUUCUCACAGGCUGCAUUCAAUAAGGCAUUGGCUGCGGAAGAAGUUGAAGAUGACGAGGAGGAGGAGAUGGAUGAAGAUCUUGAAGAGGAACAAGAAUUGGAACAUGAAAUGGAUGCUGAAUCGAGAGAGUUGAGAAAAGAUUUAUUGGAUGAAGAAUUUGUUGAGGCUGAUUCCGAGGAGGAGGUGGAAGAUAGUGAUGAAGAAUACAGUGAUGAUGAAGAUGCUCUUAGUGAUUCGGGCGAAAAAGAAGAAGUUGAAGUUGAUAGUGAUUUUGAAGCUUCCGAUGAUGAAGAUGGUUCAGAUAUUGAGGAUACACCAGCCGGUGCCUUUGUACGUGCCCCAGCCAAAUCUCCCACGAAAACGACCGCCAAGGCUAGCAAAACAAAUGGUACAACUAAAGCUGCCGGCCCUGCGAAAAGACGUCUUAAAAAGCCUAAAGUCGAAAUUGAAUAUGAAAUGGAAACCGAAACAAACCGGCAAAGGAUACAUAACUGAGAUACCUUCGGAUAGCUCAACACCCACAUUACGUUGUAUAUUAAAUGGACCAUUUCGCGAUUUACAUUUUACCGCCACCGAUCAUCGUAUAACACCGGUCCAUGAUGUGGUUUUCUUGGAUGAAGUGGAUAAUCCAAGUGUAAAACCAUUAAUCUAUAGACCGAAAUUUCCGGAAGCAGAAAAAACAAAUGGACACAGUAAUGGAUUUACACAUGAAAG